AUGUAUAUGGCAUCAUGCCGUACGGGAGAAAAGAACGAAUCCAUUGUUCCGGUACGUCUCAGCGAUAUAAAGAGGGAAAAGCAUGUCAACUUGCUGCACAUUUCGAAUCCUCAACGAGACCACAACACGGGACAUUUUGCUUGGAUUAAGUACUUAUCUCGACUCAUGAGUUCUCAAUUGAGCAAGAAAAAAGCCAGAAAAUACAUUUGCGAUCGAUGCCUGCAUUAUUUCCACUCCAACGAGAAGCUAGAAAGUCACACAGACUGCGAAAAAUUAAACGGCUGCGCCAUCCUACUACCCAGCGAGGACAACAAGUGGCUAAACUUUCGCAAUUACAGCAGGAAGGAGCGAGUUCCAUUUGUGGUGUAUGCCGACCUUGAGUGCAUCUUACAGAAGACGGUAAGUGAGAAGGAAGAGGAGGGAUGUACAUCGCACGCGUAUCAGCAUCACAAAGUAUUUAGUAUAGCAUAUUACUUGCGUUGCUCGUACGACGAUUCGUUAUCAUAUUUUCGGAGCCGUCGCGAUACGGAUUGUAUUUCGUGGUUCGUCGAGCAACUAGAAAAGUUAGCACACCGUGUAAAAGGAAAGUUAUCAACCAAUGUCGACAUGGAAACUUUGUCGAAGGAACAGUGGGCGGCAUUCCAUAAUGCGACGCAAUAUCACGUGUGCGAGAAGCCAUUUGCGACAAAGGAUACACGCGUACGCGAUCAUUGUCACUUCACCGGACGGUAUAGAGGUCCCGCGCACUUAAACUACACGUCAUCGUUAGUAGCUGUUUUUGGUCUACCCGAUCUUCGUUCGUCAAUAACUGAACCAGUUCUCUGGAAUCGUAAAACAGUACGAUGGACAGUAGAUUUUGAAAUAAGAUCACGAUUUGGAAAUCUGUUAUUAAACAGCGUGGCAACUUCUUCAUAG
Messenger RNA from Odontomachus brunneus, 915 nucleotides. RefSeq lists its product as uncharacterized. The transcript is spliced from 3 exons. The record is from RefSeq and is a predicted model, not a curated record. NCBI's taxonomy places the organism in Eukaryota, Metazoa, Arthropoda, Insecta, Hymenoptera, Formicidae. Bases 1 to 915 code for a protein of 304 amino acids.